AGACCAUCUCCACAUUUAAACCUCGCUCUUCGUUUUCAGGACCCCUUGCGUCUCUUCGACCCUCUUAGGAAAAAAAAAAAAAAAAAAAACCAAAAGAAAAAAAGCCAUGACUACUACUGUACCGGUUCACUUGGUUGUGUUAAGCUUCACCUCCUUCCUGCUCCUACCAGUUUCUCACUCUGCGGAUGUUAAGUAUUGCGGUGCUAAAGAGGACUAUGCUGUGAAGGUCCAGGGAGUCAAGAUAUUGCCUGACCCAGUGGUAAGAGGCCAGGCAGCUACCUUCAACAUUUCAGCCACAACAGGUCAAGCCAUCUCAGGUGGGAAAGUGGUGAUUGAAGUUUACUAUUUUGGGGUGCGUGUACAUACGGAAACUCACGACCUUUGUGAGGAGCUUUCCUGUCCUGUCUCAGCAGGCAACUUUGUACUCUCUCAUACUCAAACUUUACCUGGGAUCACACCACCGGGCUCGUACAAUCUUAGGAUGACAAUUCAGGAUAAUCAUAACCACAAGUUGUCCUGCAUCAGUUUCAACUUCAAAAUUAUCUUCGGAUCUCUAGUCUAUGCUAGUUGAGAACCAACUUGCCAGUAUGCCAUGUAAUUGAUGAUAUAAGCAUAAUGUCUAUUCCAGUGUAGUUCAUGAGUAGCUGAAUACUGCAUGCUCUUGUAAAUACAAUAAAAAUACAGCACUUUGCAUAGAAGGAGAGUGUAGGAAUGAUGCAUUGCCUUUGCUGUAUAUUCAUCGUGUUUGUAAGUUAUACCACUGCCUAUUAUUGCUACUUUGCUAGUAUAUAUGGUAAGGAAACUUAAGAAAUCCCGU
Molecule: messenger RNA, 817 nt
Organism: Fragaria vesca subsp. vesca
Lineage: Eukaryota; Viridiplantae; Streptophyta; Magnoliopsida; Rosales; Rosaceae
Product: putative phosphatidylglycerol/phosphatidylinositol transfer protein DDB_G0282179-like
Exons: 4
Coding region: 107-571 (154 amino acids)
Biological process (GO): intracellular sterol transport
Molecular function (GO): sterol binding
Source: RefSeq, a predicted model, not a curated record